AUGGAAGCCAAAAUGGCGGACCCUUCUGGGGAAGGAUGGCCUUCCUUUCUUGGUGAAACAAUGUCGGAUUUGAGAACGAAUUUUAACAGUGAUAAGGAGAUGAAUGAGCCCAUGAUUGACGGUUUUGACGGUAAGUCUUUUAUUGUUAUAAUAUCGGCUAGAAACCUUCGCAAAAAGUAACAUUUUUUGGUUAGGUAACAAAGGUGAUGGACUGCAGUUUCUCUUUGUUUACGCGCCAAAUGGCUUUGUUUUCUUAAUGAGCGGCAAAUAAGUAGAUCAUUGUAUGGCUUAUUUUUCUGUUUGAGGAUCGAUGCAUAAGCAUUAUGGGUUUUUCUCCUCGAUCUAUAAUGUUGCUUUUGGUCGAACAUUGUUGAUGAAUGAGCUGAAGUAUGUAAGCUUUAAGCUUAUGCUUUAUCAGCACGCUUCUCACUACUUCCUUAUAUUGAAAAGUUAAAAAUGUAUUUAAAUCCUUGCAGACUAUAUUCUCAAUGAAUUUGUGUCUAUAGACAUUUCAAAGACAAAAAUAAAAGAAAAAGCACACGCAGCACUUGUUACAUGGACUUUCACUUUCAGAAGGAUAUUGCCUUUUACUUCCAAACCACAGCAACAAACAUCUUAUCAACCUCAUGGAUACAAAGUUUUGUUUGAAAGGAUAAAAUGUCGGUCAGGCGGCUGACCUUUGUUCACUGCUCUCGGCACUCGUGUUUUUCACUUGCUGUUGUACUUUUUUUAUAUCUAAACAUGCAGAGUACAUGUGAUUAGGUGAUAUGUAGACUUACAUUGUAAUUAAAAAAAAUUGUACACAAAUUUUUUUUUAUUUACGUGGUUUUGAGGAACUUAGCAAAUGUUUUAGAAGGCUACAUCAGUCCUACUUUCUAAAGAAAUCUUAUGUUUUGGACCUUAAUUUUCUCCAGAUUGAUGACUUUAUUAUUUCACUUGGAAAAAAUGUGCUGAACUUAACACUUUAAUGACAGUCGUUGUUCUAGUUCCUCUCUUUAAUUUCCUGGGGACUGGAUUAAACUGGGGCAGGGUUAAUCCUUUAAACCCUAAGAUCAAAAUUUGAAUUCUCAUUUAUUGCCCCCAUUCAUUUCCUACAAAAGAAUUGGGGAGAAGUUGAUAAAAUAUCAAGCAAAUUCAUCUUGUGUGAUCAUGUCCUUAAUUCUCAUGACCACUCUGUUUUACAAAGUAUUGAUAUUACAAGAAGAAAUUUGUUGCUGAUCACUCUUAGGGCUUAAAGAGUUAAACCAGUUGCAGGCUUUGUUCCCAAACCAGACCAAUACCCAGGCUCUUAAAAGCUACAAUAAUAAUUAUUGUAGGGUUGUGUUAUGGUGCGUUUCACAUUUUUUGGUCAAGCUAAGCUAGAAUUGCGUGUAUAACCAAAAUAUUCUCAGUCAUCUGGUGGCAUACUUUGGAAACUCUAAAAGAAUGAUUUUGUCAAAGUUUCAAUAAAGAAUGAUCAGUUUUUGGUCACCCCAUAAGUAAGGACCAACACUGGCAAAUUUACCUUUGUAUGUGAAGCCUCAAAAUUAUUGGAAACAGUACCUACAAACUUGGAACGGUUCUCUACUAGCAGUUUUGAAAAGCUUUAUAAAAAUCAUCUGCUCAAAUGUUAGCCAUAGUUUCUUUUCUUCUCAAUUUCCAAUUAAAACUUACUUUGUAAUUAUAUCUAUCGGUAUUAUCUUUUUCUUGCUUAUCUUAAAGUUGGAACUUUUAAUUUUGUACUAUUUUCUUUUUGGUUUUCAUAACAUUUCUUGAAAAGUAGGUUGAGUUUGAUCGUCCAGGUGGACGUAGUCCUGAAUAGGACUGUUGUUGUUGAGAGUGAAUGACAUUUCGACAACCUGUGCGGUAGUUAUCUUCAGAGUCAAAGUGAGUUGUAUCACGUCAGUUGAUGGUAUCAUACUCUGGUUAGUGAUCUGAUUGGUCAAUUACGUCGCGAUUUUAUUGGUCGUCUGUCAGUUAAGCCGUGAUGUCAUUGGCUAUGAAGACUCGUAAUCAGUAAUUGGUGUGUUUCGAUCCGUCUAUUGUCACAGUUAAACAGUCGUCUAUUGUUAGUCAAAUUGUUAGUUCUCCAGUCGUUCUCUCUUAGUUAGUUUUGCUUGAUAUCGUCAAUAAGUCGUUUGUAUGGGGCUGGUAACUGUUGGCUAUGAUUCGGUGGCGUUUGUUCUAAGUUAAUUAGUUUAACUUUGUGAAUUAGUUUAAUCUUAAUUUUUUUUUCCUCCAUUCUUUUCCUUAUUUAUAAAUAAGCAGCAGCCAACUCAAAAGCUGUGCUACUUUGGCUGUUGCAUACUGAUUUAAAAAUAGUACAAUUUAAAUAUAUAAUCUCUACCAUUUCUAUUCUGUAGUUUCUUGUAUUAUGUCAUUUUUUUCUCUGUACCUGAAUAGUGCGAAUAAAGAUGAUGAUGAUGAUGGUUACGAGCAGUGAGACCUCAUUUUAAAAUACAGUCGCCAAUGGAAGCAAAAUAAUUGGCCAAAUUAACGGGGUGACCAUAUUACAAGGCAGGAUCAAAUUUAGUGACUUUAGGCAUCAGCUGUUGUUACCCUUUGACUGAAGAAAAUGCAAAGCAGCUGUUUGAUUAGUAAAUGACUCAGGUUGAUGAAAUAUUUCACAGGCAUUUUGAUUUCCUAAAUUUAGUGUGAUUGAGUCGACGUAUUAACAGGGAGAAACAAUUUUGGAAGAUUACACUGUUUCGGAUUUGAUAAUGUGGCCAUUGGUCAUAACAGUGACUGCCUUAACAAGAUCUUUUUCCAAGAGGAAGUUAGGCCAUUCAGGGCCAAUAAAAAUGAUAAGUAAUAAUGAGGUGAGUGGCAUGUGUCACUGAGGUUGUGGGGUUCCAUGGUACUUGUAAAAUUGUGAUGUUUUGGAUCAUUGGCUGCUUACAGGUGGCAGUCACUUAUUGAAGCUCUACUGUAAAGCAUACUUAGAGUAAGGGAGAGGAUAGAAAAAAGGACAAAAAUGCUCAUAAACAUUAAGCACAAAGACUUACACUAAUUAUUUAAACCUACAACACAAAACUUGCCUUUUGCCUUUUGGCUUUUCUAUGUGCUGGGAAACUCCACAGUAUGCAUAAAUAACCCAUCCCAAAGGACAAUUGUGCCAUUUAAACUUGCUUAGGUUAUAAUUUAUUAGCCAAGGAAAAACCAUUUUUGACAAUUAUCUAAUUUCAUCUACUUGAGACGUUUUACAGUCGAAGCUCUCGUAAGCAACCACCUCGGAAAUUUGGAAAAGUGGUUGUAACUAGGGCUGGUCGCUUACAAGAAUGAGUUCUCGUAAGUGACCAUAUGAUAAAACAAUAGUGCAUGGGUGGUAGCUUAUGAAAGCUUCAGAAACUCAUUAAUGAUUCACAAAGAAAAAACAAAAGAAAUUAAUGUUUAAUGAGUGUCUGUAUAUCCGAACUUUAUUGAACUUUUAAUACAAUACUGCACCACUGUAUAAGAUCUUUAUCAUUGAACCAUUAGUGCAGUGUGCUUUUUCAUUGUAGUGUUGAUUUUCAUGAAUAAGACUCGAGUGGUCGAUUACCAGAGCUUAAAAACAAACGAAAAGUCCAGUUGGGUAAUCCCAAAAGUGGUCAUGGUCGCUUACUAGAGUGUUUCAUUAUAAUGUUUAAGUUGCACUUCAUACAGGGUUUCACAACUUUAGGUGGUCGUAACUUGAGCUGGUUGCUUACUAGAGUGGUCGCAAGGAGAGCUUCGACUUUACUUGACAUUUGUUAAAUCUCUUAACUUAACUUCUUUUUUGUUAUUUAGAGAGAUUUUUGGACUUCCUUUGUGGACCAACUUCAGAACUUAAUGGCACAACAGCAGGAGUCAACAUAAAGACUGAACCACCAAACUCUGUUCUUUCGCCACCCAUAACUCCUCCUGAAUCAUCCAUGGCCAUAGAUGAGGACUGUUCAUCUUUCAAUUUUGAAGACUAUCUUUCAAAAGCUACACCCCAGCAAGGACAAUCAGUACUGUCACUCUUACAAUCUCCCAUUGCAGUAAAACAGGAGGAGAACUUAAAUGUAAAUGGUAGUACAGCCCCUCUGCAAAGCCAGAACACAGCUACACAGCAGCUGCUUAAUUUACUCCAGGGACAGAAGAACCAACAGGGACUACAAACCAUGCAUAACACAAGCUUAGAGCAACUUCUUCGGGAACCUUCAAUUCUAGCUCCAGCCUCUCGAACUCCUGUUGUCACAGCUCCGCAACCAUCUGUCACUCAACAACAGUCAGUUAUAACCCAACAGGUAGGAAAUGCAAAAGCUUUCACUUUCAAUAAACCUGGCACCUGAAAUAAACCUGAAAGUAUUGUACUUUAAAAUAAUGAUCAUUUACCUGCUCCUUCCCAUGACUUCUGAUGAUGUUGCUCAAACUUUGGGACAAGAGAAUCUGUAUCAAUCCUCAGAUAUACAGUGUACAAUGUAUGUUGCUUUAUUAAAAUUAAGUCCGAGCAUCUGGCAAUAGACAGAGAUUCUGUGGUCAGGGAGAAGACAGGGAAGACAAAAUUUUUUCUCGAUUGGCAAAAAUGAUCUGCGUACCGAAUCAAUGCAGUAGUCCUUAUGUAUUCUACAAUGUUAUUAAUUUCUCCGUUGUGGGUAAAAUCCUUACUCAGCUUAGAUCAGUAUUCAACCUAUUUCGGUUGAGAAUUUCUAUUGUUUGGUUGCCCAAAUUAUUCAUAGGAGACAAAGGAAAUAUGGUGGUUAACCUGAAAUUGGAUUUUACCAGGAAAUCGUAGCCCUUUAACAAUAAUAUUGUACCUUAAUAUUUCCAAUCCCAUUCACUGUACCUGUGAGCUAGUGAUGUUUACAAUAAUAAUAGCAGAUAAUGAUAAGAGGAUAACGUAAUGAAUUCUGCAGAAAAAUCAACAGAAAGAAGCUCUAAAUAAAGUUUAUCCCAUAAGCAAAUAUGAGGAUGGUGUGAGGUGCUGUGAGGCUGGUGGAGCCCUAAACUGCGGCCAAGUGCAUUGUGUAACCUCAAUAACCCUGAGAGUGGCAUCCACCCAGGCACUGUCUUGCUGCUAAUCAUACGUAUCAUAAUAAACUUACUGUAGGGGGGAAAGGGUGGGGAACAGAAAAGACACUUUGCACAAAUGAGCCACAACAGGCAACAACAUGCAAUGGCUUGACCUCAAGAGAAUGGAUGUGAAAAGACCCAAAAUCCCCUUUGACACAAUUAGGGUGCCCCGCAUAUCUCUGAUGAGAGACAGCUAGCCAGCCAUUUCACGAGUUUAACUUAGCCCAAAUUCCAUUAUUUUAGCCACAUAAGUGAUGGGGUACUGUUUAAAGUCCUUUUUGGAUGUCAAGGAGGUGGUGCUCCUGAUAUACAAUGUAGGGUUUCAUAGAUGAGGGAGAGGGAAAACGAGGGAGUAGUCCGGGAUGAUCUUUUCACUUUGUUGACUGGUAACCUUGAAAUAAACUUAUCUGAUCUUGUUGUACCUUCAACAGACUCCACAAACUACUCCCCAGCUUUUGCAGCUUUUGAUACAGCAACAGCAGCAACAACAGCAGUUGCAGAAACAGCAACAGCAGCAGCUGCAACAACAAUUAUUGCAGCCCAAACCACAGCCACCACAGCAGCCUGCUCAGCCUAUGUUGAAUCAGACUGCUAUCCUCCAGCAAUUAUUGCAGCACCUUGGUGUGUGGCCAACGCAGCAGCCUCCAUCAACACCACAGCAACAAGUGGUGGUUUCUGAAGGACAGUCAUCACCACAGCAACAAGUUCCAUCGCCUGUGUCUGUGUCCUCAGUGUCGUCAACACCAGGAUCCCCUCUCCAGCCAACUUCUCCUGUUUCACCUGUUAAAGUGAAUGUCCAAGCUUCAAGUCCACAGGCACAACAAGUAUGUUGAGGGUUUUUACAGUUUAUUUUGUGAGCAAGUGCCUGUUAAAUAACAGAAACACUGUUGGAAGCUCCGGAAACAUUGCUUGGUGUGCAAAAUGAAGCAUACAAUGUAGUUCAUGAAGCCAAACAAACACACUUAUUAUUUUAUAUUAUCUAAUUUUGUUCUUAUUUGGUAUAUCAUACUCCUUUUGAGCACUGACACAGGAAAAAAUAACAGAUUCCCAUUUUUUGAUAUUUUAGGGUAUUUAACGAAUACCCACAAAAAUCCCAAAUUUGAAAGAGGGAGACAAGUCCCAAUUAGGGAACUUGGUUGGGAAUUCCCUGGUUGGGACUUGUCUCACUUUGCCAAAUUUGGAAUUUUUAUGGGUAUUCUUUAAAUUCCCUAAAAUAUCCAAAAAUGGGAAUCUGUUAUUUUUUCCUGUGUGAGAAUCCUUGAAAAUGUGCAAGUUCAAAAUAAUAUAUGACCCUUAACCCUUGGACUUUCAAUUGCAGUUUUAAAGAAUAUACUGUAGUUGUUUAGGCAUUUGACUGUGCUAAAUGGCUUGAAAAGUGUUGAUUUUCUUAAUGCUGGGUAACUUUGUUGGGUAUUGCAAGCUGAGGCUAUUUUUGAUACUGGGCCCAGUUGUCUGAAGACCAAUUAGCUCUUAACCUAGGGUUAAAUUUAGCCCCGGUAUCUUUUCUUUUGUUCAAAACAUUUUCUGGGAUACUUUUCUCUGAUAUUUUUAAUAGCAUCCAGUCAUCAACUUGUUGACAAAAAGAGUUAAACAGAAUUUACUUUUUAAGCUUACAUAUCUGACUUCAAAUUUUGCGCUAACCCUGGGUUAUCUUAACCCAGCUUUGAACAACCCAGCCCUGGUUUUCUUUUUCAAGAUUUACCAAUAUUUAGUAAGUCCAAAUUAAGGCUCUGCCUUAGAGUCAAGUAUUUUCUCUCCAAGUAGUACUUGUAUUACUCACAGUCAGUGGUUAAAUAACAACUUACAUCAUUUCCAGUCUCAACUCCAAACUCAAGUUGUCAAGUCAGAAGCUCCUGCAACUGUUAUUGGAACCUUAGACUUGAGUCAGUCUACACUUCAACCCACCCUGUCUCAGGGCCCCAAUGGUGUUCUAACAGCAACGAUACCCAUUGUUUUGGAUGCUAACAAGAUACCUAUAAGUCGCCUGGCCAACUCCAAGGGACAAAGUGGUGUUAAAACUGAAAAGCGCUCAGCUCAUAAUUUGAUCGAGAAGCGUUACCGAACUAGUAUCAAUGACAAAAUUGUGGAGUUGAAAGACCUUGUUUGUGGGCAAGAUACGAAGGUAGGCUUAGUUAAGUCUCAAUACUGAUUUCUUGAUUGAGCUGAUGUUAUGUUAUAAAAGCAACAUCUUUUUGGUUACUCAAUACUGAUUGUAACAAAAAUGAUUUUUUGGAAAGCUUUCCUUCUUGAUUAUGUAUUCCCACGCUUUCUGUUCACUAAUUGUCUGUUUCUUUCUAUUUCAGAUGAAUAAAGCAGGUAUUUUGAGGAAGGCAAUAGAGGUCAUUCAUAAACUUCAAAAUGAUAAUGCACGACUCAAGCAGGAGAACAUAGCUCUAAAAAUGGAACAGCAAAAGAGAGGUGCAUUUCUUUCCAAACUCAUUGAAUUAAUUUUCAAAUACACAACAUCCUUUUAUUAAAUCAACUUGAAUUUGAUGAAUGUAUAAUUAUACCAUUGUAUAGUCAUGAACAUGAGCUAGAAUCACCCCAUGGCUCACAGUUGCAUGCAGCCUGGUUCCACGUGAAAUAGGUAGACUGUUUUUUUAAAGUAUUGGUCAAAGUUAUUCUGCAAAGCAGCAGCAAAGCAAAACUCAGAAAGCUGAGUUAUGCAAUCACAUGGAAGCCCUUGUAGACCUGCACAAGCCUGCACAAGCCUGCCUGCCUGGGGCUUGACUGCUGAUUCACUAGUGAAGUCUCAAGGUUAACCUUGCCUAAGUUACAAUUUACUAGGCAAUUUUGCAUGAUCAUACUCCUCCUCUUCAUAGGUAGCUAAAGUGUCAAGUCUGUCCCCAUUAGGGAAAGAAAUGUUACCUAGUCAGGCUUUUUUGGUUUUAUUUUCCUUUCAUUUCCAAUAAAAAAGUUUGGGGGUUCUUGCUCAUAGUAGCCCAACAUUUUCACCUGUGUUGUUUUCAAACUGUGUGAGCAAAAAAGACUAAAAAUUCACUGUGAAUCACAACACCUGGCAGUUGUGAUAAUGUAUAAACUCAUGAGCCUUUAAAAAUCCUUUAGCCAUGUGACUAAAAAUGACAACUGUAAACAGUCGACAUAUUUUUCAUGGAUUGUGGGUCUUUCUCUUUGCCAGAAACCAUCAGUGAGCUUGUAAGGAAGCAAAAGGAACAGCAGACAAAACGAGAAGUAACAGAAGAUACUGUCAUGACUGAAACAUCAGCCACCCAGAAACAAGACAACAGUGACGUGGAAGAAGUCAGCAAGACCAGUAGCAUAAUACCAAACCCAUUAACUCCACCCACACCUGACUCUCUUACAAAAGACAAGACACAAGUCAAGGUGGAGGCUCUUCCUGUCAGUAGCUGUGGAAUGAUGGAUCGCACUCGUGUAGCUCUGUUUGCCUUCAUGUUUACCUUCUUGUUCAUUAACCCACUGAGUUAUGUCUUUCCCCAACUAGACAAAGGUACAGCAUUAUUUUCUCUCCUAGAAGGACGUAUUGCCAUCAAAAAGUUUUGAAAGUCCCUCCAUUCCUUAACCCAUUUAGUUUUUAGUGCAAAAAACCUGAUAUCCAACCCAUAAAUUAUUGUUAACAUUAUGAUAAUUUUUCACAAAAAUAAUAGUUAUGCAGGAAUUCAGACCUCUCACAUUUUGAUAAUUACCCAGGACCUUUGUUUCCUUGCCUUAAGUAAUGAUUUAGUUACCAGAUAACACGUAUCCCCCCUUUCCCAUUGGACAAGUGAGGUUAAAAACUUAGGCUCCAUUCACACCAAAGCUUAAACAUGCUGUUUGGUCAAACAUGGUUUAGAUUUAUAAUUUGUUUUCUUUGUGAAAUCUGCUUACUGUACUUUUAUCAAAUGCAAAUUUAGUGCAAUUACAUAACGUGUUAAGGUUCAUUUGAAUUCUGUGCAAAAGCAUGUGUUCUCAUUUUCAGUUACUGCUUUUCACUUCUUCCUUUCCUGUUUCUUUGGUGUGAAUGGAGUAUUACAUCUACUUGCCCCGGAAAAAUGGACAGGACUUUCUUUGAGCCCUGUAUCCAUUCCAGUCUGUCUAUUAAUUAAAUUUAAAUUUUCUGUUAAGUCCAAACGUUUCGUCCCUAAAUGGCAAUGAAACGUUUUAAAACUUAUCGUAAGCUGCAUGUAGCUUUCUGUUUAAAUUCAUUUAGAAAUACUGAAGUGACUUUUUCAUUCUUUCAUCAGACCUGCUAUUCUCUAAUUCGGAAGUAAAUGAAAGGCACGCAUCGCACGCUGGUGCAAGAACCUUGAAUUCCAUUGGUAGUGCCAGUCUUGUACCACAGGAUAACUGGCUACAGAGUGUUGCUCUGUUUGCAAUCAAAUGGUUGCUUCAUGGAGUUAUAGCCCUAGCAGUAUUAGUGCGCAUCCUUGUAUUUGGUGAGCCUGUCACACGACCACACUCUGACAAUGCUGUGCUGUUUUGGAGGCAUAGAAACCAAGCAGAAGCAGAUCUUGGCAAGGUACUUUAACUGAGUGUAGCAGAAAUUAUUAUUGUUCUGUAGCAAGAUGAUUAAACUAUUUUCAUAAUGUCAUGAGUAUAAAAAGUUUCUGAAAGAUUGGUCAACCUGAUGAAGUACAAGCCAUGUGCAGGUGCUGCUGUGUUGGCAGCAAAUCUUAGCCACCACACAGCAUGUCUUAAAAUAGACCCAGUUUCCAGAUCUAUUUAUUUUUUAACUUUUUACAUGGUCAAGUUAGUGAAAAUCUGUUAAAAAGAGUGCCUUAAAAUUUGCUAAGUUUCCUAAUGUGAGAGUGAUUUGCUGAAAACUAACAAGGAUAUGGCUCUGCAGAGUCACUAAUUUUUCCAGACUUUGUACAGUGGAGGGCAAGUUUGUACCCCUUCCUAUACAAACACUGUCAUUUUUAAAAGUUGAAAAUACCUUGGAAGGGUCCCUUCCUAAAAAGAAAAGGGUUUCUUCACUUCUCUCAGCCUAAUGCAUUGCAUUAAUAUUUCAUCAAUAAUUAUUUAAACUACAUUGGUGUUUGGUCAAGAAAAGCUAUUGAAUUUGAAUUGCUGAAAGUGAAAGAGGUUUUAGACGGUGGUUGAUUGUUGUUUCUUCUGCCAUUAUGUUGUUAUAGAGCUGUUUCAAAUUCAUAUUAGCAAUGACCAGUCUUUCAAUAACGACCGUUCAUGAUCUUUCUUCUUUUUCUCUCUCUUGUUUUUUUUUUCCUCAGGGAGACACCAUGUCAGCAUCAAGGCACCUACAGAUCUGCCUGACAGCUCUGAAACGCCCACUUCCAGUCUCCAAGCUUGAUGUGGCCUGUGGCCUGAUUUGGCAGGUAAUGCGUCAUAUCCUGCACAGGCUGUGGAUUGGAUCAUGGCUUGUCUCUGCUGCUGGUGGGAUUAAGCUACGAGGCAGAAGCAAAGAUUACAAGGAGCAUGCGAAACUCUCUGCAAAGGAUGCAGCCAUGGUUUAUCAUCAGCUUCAUCAACUGAGUCUCACAGGUGAGUAGUGAUCAAUUUAUGGAAGCUUACUUUAAACUGCAGGCAUCAAAAGACAGAAGAGCUUGAUAGAUCAAGUGUUAGAUCGAUUGCAGUUAAAAAAUGCUGGCCUCAAAUUUAAUAAGUGCUGCGGUGCUCAUUUGAUAGACUUUCUCAAAGCCUGUGUCCGGUUUUGGCUGUUUAGGUGGUCAGCUGGGAAACAGACUUUUCUCGCCUGCAGCGCACUAUUUUUUUUACAAUGUACAGACUGGUUACUAGUAUUGUUAAUUGGUACAUGUUGUUGUUUCUGACUAGAAAGGUUUGAAGGUUUUCUUGAGGCCAUGUUAGGGUGAAAAUUCCAACAAGCAAUGUGGCCCUAAAACAGUGACAUAAGACUAGAUAAAAUGGCGACAAACAACAUAAAAAUGGGUUAAAUACUGACUUGCCUCACUCCUCGAAACGUGAAAGCGAUUGUAUUUAAAUUCAGACUGGGGACAUACAAUGUACAACCCCCCACCCCCCUAAGAGGGCUUCUUUCUUAGCUGUGCUUAACUUCUCUAGUCUAAUCCAAGCUUAUCAACCAAGCAUAACUCCUUUUAAGUGUGUCAGUAAAAAAAUGGCAAAAUAGGCAAAUUAGUUCUUCAUUUAUACAUUCCAAGACAAUAAAAUCAUCAGUCGCUAUUUAAGGGUAGAGGUGAUUGAGAUUUCAUAUUGUGCUACAUGUAACUUUUUUCUAUAAAGUCUUUCAGUGGGAUCAUUUUGUGUGUUUUAGGUCAUGUGUCCAUGGAUGGCUGGCGUUCAUCAUUCCUUGGCCUGGCAGCUAUGAACUUGGCAGAGUCAGCCGAUAAACUUGUAAGCUUUGAAGUCCUGGCCGAGAUCUACGUAUCAGCUGCAAUUCAAAUAAGAAGCUCAUUUCCUGAUGGACUUCACUUCAUUGCGGUAGGUUAUGCCACUCUCAGUAACUGCAAGUAAGGCUUCAUACAUGUACUCAAGUCAGGAGAAGAUCAGCCUGUGUUGCAGCUGGUCCACGCUUCAUCUAAAUCAUUUGUGUAAUAGUCCAGGCAGUGUAGUGUCUGGAACAAAUGCUAGGGGAAGAUACGCUUUCUUAGCCUGAGAAAGCAGCUGACAUUGUGCGACGCAGCUGGUGGUUUCCUAAUGAAAUGACCUCUGAGAAAGGAGUGCAGAAAUUCCAUACUGAUGAUGUGUCAGUAUCCAGAUCUGGGUAGUGGCACGUCAUCAGUAUGGAAUUUCUGCGCUCGUCUAUCAGACCUCAAACGACGGGUGGCUGUUUUCUCAUGCUAACACUUUGUCAGACCUUGAUUUAAUAUGGUCAAACCUCAGUUCAUUAAGUUGCCACCUAUGAAGUGGCUACCCUGUAUUAAGUGGCCAGUAUACGCAAUCCUGAAAUAACUUAAAUUAAACCUCUGUACCUCUCGAAAUAAAAAUUUCUCAUUUUUUGUUAUCCUCCAGAGGUACUUUCUUAGUCGUGCACAGACAUCUUAUGGAGCCAGCGGCAAAACAGUUCCAGCUUCUCUACAGUGGCUUUUCCAACCCAAGGGACACCGUUUCUUUGUGAGCAGAAAAUGGUCAUGUAAAGCAGGAGACAGCAUGUGGGCCAGUGUCAGUAAUAAAGGUAAGAGCCACAAUGUCUAGAAUAAGCGGGUUGUCAGUUACUGAGAAGUUAACAACCCGUGUCUCUAAAUGGAAGAGGGUGCGCGGGAUGUCCAGGGGCUUCCACUUUUGACAAAGUCAGCCACUGGACCGAGUUACACUCCCAUGACUUGUAAACCCACACCUUCCAGCCAUGAGCCCCCACAACAAUGGAAACAGGCACCUGUCACACUGAUUAAUCAGUGGAUUUGUAAAGGGGGGAGAGAGUGGGGGUAAAUGAACAUUCCGUAGGCUAAAGGAAGCGAGUGGCCUGUAAGCACAUGGAGCCGAUGCAAGCACGGCUGACCAUGCUUGAGCCACCACACUGACCCCUGACUGACAUCAAGAAACUGCACUCCUUGUUGUUAACUUCUUUAAAUUUCAUUUAACUUCUGAGAGACCUUUGCCAAAAUUUCGAACAGAAAUGUUUUAAGUCUGCUACUUGUUGGCCACCGUUAGUCUCGAAUCCUGGAUCCUUAGGUAAAGGCAGCAUCUAAGGGAACAGUUUUAAUCUCCAUUUCUUAUAUUAAGAACAGUUGAUAGCUGCUAAUGAUUAUGGGUCAUCCUCCAUGUAUGGCCCCUCUCAACCACCUACAAUGUAUGCAAAAUAUCCAAAUAAAUUUGCCAAGGAUGACACUUGUCCGUUUCGCCGUCGUCGGAUCGUAUGGUUCCUGGUGUUGGGAAGCGAGUGCUCUCGCUACUACCGCGCCAUCCCCGCUCCCCCAUUGUUCAUAACUUUAUUCAUUUACAACAACAACAACAAAUUUUAUUGAAAAUUGGAGAAUAACUAAUUACAUUACUUUCCCACCCGCAAACAGCUUAUAAACUAAUGGAGGCGGGGGGGAGCUGAAGGCAUAUUACAAAACAAGAUUUAAAUACAGAUGGACUAAAUAACAGUGAAGACACCACUAUACAGUAAAUAGAAUUUAAACUAACACAAAACAAGACAAGUACCUAACGAUUACGAAGAGAGGCUAACCUAAAGUAUUAAAUAACUUAAUUAGACGGGAGACUUCGACAUAAUCAUCAUCUGACCGCAAGAAAUUUAGGAAUAAUUUCUUUGUUUUUUUACCAAAGGACGAACGUGUAAGCAUUUUAAUCCAAUAAGGAAUAGAGUUCCAAAUUUGGGCACCGAUUCUCGUGAAAAAGGCAUACAUUUUAUUGGUUCUAGAGAACUUAACAUAAAACGAGUCGCUAGAGACAGAUCUUGUUCUGUAGUUUCAUUUUGCCUUGGUGUUGUUAUUGUUUUAUUUGUUUUAAACUAGGACGUUUUUUUUUUUCAUCAAUAACUGUUGAUUGGUUUCAGUUGAUCCAAUUGCGCAUGUCAGCCAAGCUUUCAGGGAGCACCUUCUGCGCUAUGCACUCUCCUCCAUUGUACUACCCACCUCCAGUGAUGAGAACUCAUCUGGUAACGAAAGUGCUCGUGAUGCCCUGCAUUUCCUGCAUAUGCUGAAUGAGUGCGCGUCUACCAGUAGAGACGCUAUCAACAUGUCAUCAUCAUCAUCAACAGCAGCUGCUGUCAGUGAUGAUGAGGUGUCCAAGUGGUGGGUAGCAGUAGGAAUGGUGGCUGUUCACUGGCUGAAAGGCGAGGAUGAAGCUGCCGAAAGGUUUUACAGUACCGUGGAAAGCGUUCCCAAGAGCUUGUGGAAUGCAGAGUAAGUCUAAUUAGUUUUCAGUUUCGUUUACUGUUUGGUAUUAGCGAGCUGAAACAACCACAACAAUUUUUUUAUGAGCAAAACAACAGCUCUCCUAGUGCGACGUUUUAUUGAGGACGUGAACAUACGACGGUGACUUUCCUUUCUCUGUUUGAACCUGGAUAAAUUUUCUCAAGAAUUCAACUCCAAGAAAAAUCGCCUCUAUUUGACAAAUCGAGCGGUUCCAAAUUGACGCGAUGUAGUUUGAAAGGACGUAAAUAACUUUUUUAUCGACGUUUGUACUGCCGUCGUCAUCGUCGUUUCUUAAUCUCCCUAUUCUCAGGUAGCAUGCGUACGUGCGUGCAUUGCGAUCUGUCCCCAAGAAUAUCGGGGCUUAGGGCUCGUCUACACGUAUCCGAAUAUUUUUGAAAAGGCGACAGGACGCGUGUCCCCCGUCGCGCGUGUUUCGCGCUCCUCGCUCGUUUGCGGUUUCCUUCACUCGCCUGAAAAAUACGAAAAACUAACGCCUGUUCUACAGGCUGAAAAAGGGUCAAUCUCUGAGCCUACGAAUGCCUGAGAAGUAUAGAAUAAUCACUUGAGUGAAUUCGUUCAAAACGGAGUUAUCAGAAAAUUAUAGGUUGGACUCUUGUGUGAGUUAGGCCUAGGCCAAACGUUGAACUUUUUAUGAGACGAACCAAACUCUGAUUUGGGUCGACGUAUAUUAAAUUAAGAUCGUCUGUUGGGUCAGACGUCUAACUUAGAACGCGUCGAACCAAUCAGCUGUAACAGACCAAAAAGCAAUUUUGGCCGUCCGGUAGGUGUUAGGGUAAUAAAUUUUCUCCCGAACGAGGCUAGAUAUAGUAUGCAAUAUAUUUUUUAAUUCAUUAGUUUAGUUCGUCGCAUUUGAAGGUCGAAGUUUAUCCCGGAGACGAUCUUCAGACGUUAUAUCCGUCUGAAGCAGACGGAUAGAACGUGUUGGACGAUCCAAACUCAUUCGGACGAACUUAAAUGAGCCAGACGUCGAACGUUUCAUGCACUUAACUCACUAAGUUUGGUUCGUCUUAUGAAAAGUUCGACGUUUGGCCUAGGCCUUGGUACAAUUGUUCCUCUUCUCACACGGCCACUUUAGGGACAGAAGAAAGUUUCCGCUGUAAAGAGGUGGGGCCAAGUUAGGUUCCUGGGAAACUGCCCACCUACCCCUCCCCUAAGCCAUCGUUUUGUCCAAAGUGAGAAGUAAGUGUUAAUGUUAGCUUAGGGGAGGGGUAGGUGGCCGGUUUCCCAGAAACCUAAAUAGAGCGUUUUCACUCACGUGGCCAGCAUCUAUGCAAAUUUAUUGGAACAAAAGAAAGCGUUUGCAUAAGGAAAGAGUUCAACUCCCACAGAACUGGUUUGGGACACCAAUAUGGCCGCCGUGACGUCAUGUGAAAACACUCUAUUGAUCCAAGAGUCAAUGUAUGGACUGUCCGCCAAAAAAAGUGGCGGUUGUAGAGAGGUGGCUGUUAGUGGAGAUACGAUUAUAUUAAUUAAAUGAUCUUUUGGAAACAUUGUUUCUCUUUCAGAGACCCUGUGGCAAACUCCAGAAAUCCAUUAGCAAAAGCAAUUCUAAGAGCAUAUCUAGCCAAGAAGCGAAUCGUUAAGGGAGACUUGACACCUGACUCGCUUGAAGACUGUUUGCAGCUGUGUUGGAAGUCCGGUGCUCAUUUGGCGGAAAGCAUCAACCUUGGUUCCUCGCUUCAUCACUCCGGCGUAAGCCGGCUGCAUCAGCUGGCACAGCUGUUGUGCUGUGAUUGGUUGUUAGGUACUAGAAAGGAUAUCUGGGAGUUCUCGCAAAAAUCAAAUCCCAACCAGUCAGUCGAUCCUGUGGAACUACGGUCAUUUCAGAGUGAUCUUGACAGCUUGCAGAAACUCACUCAUAAUGUACCUGCGGCACUUCCAAGGGUAAGGCGCAGAAUCUUGCGUUAAUUGUACUAACAAGGCUGGGUUCUAAAGUGGAGUUUAGCUUGCCGUAAUCUAAGCUAAAAACCUCAUAAGGCUUAUGUAUCUAAAAGUUUUUUUUUUUUACUGUGAACGGUGCCAAAAACACAUUAUUUAUUAACACGUAUUUGCUUAAAAUAAACCAGGUAGGUCGUUUCAAACGUCGAACUGCACUUGUGCCGAAUCUAAUGCAAAUUUUUUCUAUUAGCAUCAAAUUCCCGAUCGACGUUUGACACGUAUCUUUGUUAAACUGCGACGUAGAUGGGUGUUCGUUUCAGCUCCCGGUUCUCGGCUCACACAGUUUUUCAUUUUCUGCUUUAAGAAUUUGUUUACUAAAGUAAGCGGCGACAAGUUGCAACUUUCUUUUUAGACUGGACCUUCGUACCAAUUUUCUGUUGCAUCUCCACAAAAAAUCUCAAAACGUUUUAUAGCAGAAGUGCAUAAGGAGUUUAUGCGCUAACAUGGACGGCCUUGACAUAAGCAUAAACUUAAGAACAAGAAUCUCAAAACCUUGCGUUCUUCUUAUGCUUAUGCUUAUGUCACGGCCGUCGCGACCAGUGCAUAUUAAAGCUUCUAUACUUAUCUUUAUUCUUAUGCUUUUGCUUAUGUCACGGCCGUCGUGACCAGUGCAUAUUAAAGCUUCUAUACUCAUCCUUAUUCUUAUGCUUAUGCUUAUGUCACGGCCGUCGUGACCAGUGCAUAUUAAAGCUUCUGUACUUACUUUUAUUCUUAUGCUUGCGUUAUUCUUACUCUUCUGACCAUGCUCAUGCUUGUGCUUGCGUUACUAUUGAGGACAGGGUCACAAGGAUUAACGCUAAAGUUUUCUUUUUUGUAUUUUUUUAGCUUUAUUUGUACGAGGCUGUAACACGUCUAAUGGCAGGAGCUAACCCUACAGAGACACAUCAUUUGCUACAGAGGAGUACACUAAGACAACGAGUGGUCACCUCCUGUCACCAUGAGGGACAUCACCAUGGAGACGCAGGUACAUUAGCACUGAUAAAUACUAUGUCUAUUUUCUCCUUUAUUUCAAAAUAGACACACUUGCAUAGAGAUUUUGUUUUCGCCCCUUGUGUCAUUAAAUAAAGAACUUUAGAUCCGAGCACGAGAAAGACUUCGAAGAGGAGAUUUGACUUGUUUAAGUUUUUUUUCGCGUAUUCUUAAAAAAUACACACCCUGUUAACACCAUUUUUUUUUUGAGGAGGUUAAGCCCUUUUCUCAUCGCAAAAUGAUAAAAAGUACUAACAUUUGAUAACUUGUUACCGUCGUCACUACGUCAUUAGAGACUGGCCUUAGAUUCGAGAACGAAGAUGACUACGAGUACGAGAUUUCUCAAUUCUAAGUAGUGCGCGCGCAUGAACCAGCGUCAUUUUGGCGGGAAAACGUGUUAGCCGUCGUCAUUCUACUACGAGUUUUGAGCUUUUAAACUUUUUUCUUGUGAUAGUUUAAUGGAUCUAAAAAAACUUCGUUUCCUCCAUGUACAGACUAUGAAGAAGAACGGACUGGGGUAACAGGAGAGCGAGAGAAGGCAGCGGCCCUCAUGAUGGCUUGCCGACAUCUUCCACUGCCAUUUUUAUCCGGUCCGUGCCAGAGGAAAAAGAUGCUCGUCGAAGCUGCAACUUCCCUGGAAAAAAUCGGUGACAAGAGAGCGCUGCAGGAGUGUCAGCAACUCCUGUUACAGCUUAAUUCAGUAGCAGCUAUUGAGUAG
Molecule: messenger RNA, 17391 nt
Organism: Porites evermanni
Lineage: Eukaryota; Metazoa; Cnidaria; Anthozoa; Scleractinia; Poritidae
Source: the annotation of a GenBank genome assembly